GCUCCUCAGCCCGCCAUGUCCCGGCUGCUGCCGCUGCUGAGGAGCCGGACCGCGAGCAGCUUGAGGCCGGGCCCGGCCGCCGCGCCCCGCCAGCCGUCCUGGUGCUGCUGCGGGCGGGGGCUGCUGGCGCUCUCGGCCCCCGGCGGCUCCCGGGGGCUGGGCACCCACCCCAAGAAGGAGCCCAUGGAAGCGCUGAACACGGCGCAGGGCGCGCGCGACUUCAUCUACAGCCUGCACUCCACCGAGAGGAGCUGCCUGCUCAAGGAGCUGCACCGCUUCGAGUCCAUUGCCAUCGCCCAAGAAAAAUUGGAAGCACCACCACCCACACCAGGACAGCUGAGAUAUGUAUUCAUCCACAAUGCGAUACCUUUCAUAGGGUUUGGCUUUUUGGAUAAUGCAAUUAUGAUUGUUGCAGGCACCCAUAUUGAGAUGUCUAUUGGAAUUAUUUUGGGAAUUUCAACUAUGGCAGCUGCUGCUUUGGGAAAUCUUGUGUCAGAUUUAGCUGGACUUGGACUUGCAGGCUACGUUGAAGCUUUGGCUUCCAGAUUAGGCUUGUCAAUUCCUGAUCUUACACCAAAACAAGUGGACAUGUGGCAAACACGUGUUAGUACACAUUUUGGCAAAGCUGUUGGGGUGACUAUUGGCUGCAUUCUAGGAAUGUUUCCUUUGCUUUUCUUUGGAGGAGGUGAAGAAGAUGAAAAACUGGAAAAGAAAAAUUAACUCUCUUAGAAUAUCUAUAAAAAGAUGUAAACUAAUGUACCUCAAUUACUAAAUAUGCUGUCACAACAUUUAGGAAUUAAGACAAUAACAGUGUAUAGAUAUGGGAUCAAAUAAUUCAGCAUGUAUUAUGGAAAACACUAACUUAUUGUGGCUUGGUUUUCUUAGGACAUCUUUUUAAAAAAAAUGUUUAGUAUCAUUUUGUGUAAAUUGUUGAAAUGCUUUUUCAUCAGUAGCAGUCAACAUUUUACCUUUUUCUUUACAUAUCAAAAUAUCAUUUAAGUAUCAGUCGUUGGUGUACUGUACUCAGUUGGGGUUUGCCUAUUUGUUAUUUCAUGUGUGUGCAUGCACGAAAGGGUCUUCUGUUGUGGCUGUUGUUCCCUAGUUACAAUUCAGCCUUGAGACUUUUUUCCAAAUUAUGGACGAUAUUUAAUAUAAGUUAAAGGUUUUUCUUUUUACUCUGUUUGGCAACAUCAAUUUUGUACUGUUUUACAGUAAACACUUAGAAUCAUAUAAUUUCAGUCACCUUUUUAACUCAUUCUACUCAAGAUAGACCACACUUCAAGCAUUUUAAGUAUCUGUUGCUCAUUUCAGUUUUCUGACCUCACUGUCUCAAGAGGUUAAUCAGAAUGAGUAAUUAUGUGGUGUCCCUACUACAUAAAACCACAAAUGUUAAUAAGUGUAUUUUCAGUUGAUUUUUUAACCUUUAAUUUCUCAAUUUUGAAUUAUUGCCUGGUGGUUUCUAACUCCUUAGGGGAAGAAAAUGAUUAUUUUAAGGUCUUUUAUAAAUGAGGAGUAUGGAAUUAGGGUAAAAUAAGGGGUUUGACAUGACACUUGGAAAUUAAGAGGCUAAAACAUCUUUUUAGAGAAGAAGAAAAUGGGAACUGUUGAGAAGGCUUAUGGUAUAAGCGGUAAAGUUGUGGUGUUUAGAGGGUUAAUGAGAUACAAAUUAUAUUGUUUGGGAUGGAUUUCUUUUCCCCCAAAGUGUCUCCUCAUCUGAUUUGAAUGAAUCUGAGUACCCCAUACUCAUAAUCCUGAAGUCUUGUCUCAUUUAGUGAAUUUUAUUUUGGGAUAACUCACUUUGAGCUAAAAACUACAUA
Panthera uncia (snow leopard) is the source of this 1817-nucleotide messenger RNA. RefSeq names its product transmembrane protein 65 (gene TMEM65). The record is from RefSeq and is a predicted model, not a curated record. The transcript has 7 exons. Gene Ontology annotation, biological process: cardiac ventricle development; regulation of cardiac conduction. Lineage: Eukaryota; Metazoa; Chordata; Mammalia; Carnivora; Felidae. Bases 16 to 720 code for a protein of 234 amino acids. Gene Ontology annotation, cellular component: mitochondrion.